Molecule: messenger RNA, 777 nt
Organism: Peronospora matthiolae
Lineage: Eukaryota; Oomycota; Peronosporomycetes; Peronosporales; Peronosporaceae
Source: the annotation of a GenBank genome assembly
AUGAUCAAGGAUGCCAAGAAGCCAGCAAAAUUGAGCGGAUCAAGCGUGUGUCAGGGUUGUCUAGAAGGAAAAAUGGUUCAACGACCGUUCCCGAGCAAUCCAAACAAGCGCCACUGCGAUCCGUUUGAGCUUCUACACAUCGACACUUGUGGUCCAAUGGAAGUCGACUCGCUAGGUGGAAGCAAGUACUUGCUACUGAUCGUCGAUGAAGGCAGCGGAUGUAUGAAGGGUUUCAGUCUGCGUGCCAAGUCCGACAGCGAAGAGUGCAUCAAGAAGUACAUCAUGGCAGUACAGACGCAGUUUGACUACAAGGUCAAGUUCGUUCGACACGAUGGUGCACGAGAAUUUGCGGCGAAUUCGCUCAAGGCAUUUUACGAUGAUCAAGGAAUCGAGCAGCAAGUUACCGUUCCGUAUGCGCAUCAGACCAACGGCACGGCGGAACGGGCAAUUCGGACCAUUGUGACGAUCAGGCGCAGCAUGCUUCACUACGCCAAGCUGAACAAGUGUUUCUGGGGUGAAGCGGCAAUGGCUGCGAUUUACAUCAAGAAUCGCCUACCGUCACCCAAGUGCCAAGAUCGAACCCCAUUCGAGAUCGUCAACGGAUUCCGACCAAGUGUGAAGCACAUGCGGGUUUUCGGCUGCCGAACGUUUGUGCUGACCCCUAAGGAAAAGAGAGAUCGAAAUGGGAUCCGAAGGCUCGUGAAGGACUAUUCAUGGGAUAUGAAGAAGUGUCAAAGGCAUAUCGAGUUUACGACAUUGAAGCGGACCAAGUGGUGA